AUGGAGAAAGCUACCCCGCGGUAUCGUCGUGAGCCUCCUCCAGAGGAGAUGCCAGUGAAUCCUGAGCGCCCCACUUUGAAAUUGCGCCAGAUUUCAGAAGGCCGGUUGAUUGUUCCUCGUGACAUCCGGCAGACAUUCCUCAGCUGCCCUGUCUUCGGCCCUGAGUGGAGAUCCAUCUUGAAGGAGUUUGAUUCUCAGCGGGGACAGGCCGUGGCUGGUUCCGAUGGUGGUGGGAAUCAGGGUGAUGCCGCUGCCGGCAAGGCUUUGACAAAGAACGAAGAGGCCAAGACCGAG
Messenger RNA from Durusdinium trenchii, 294 nucleotides. The record is from the annotation of a GenBank genome assembly. NCBI's taxonomy places the organism in Eukaryota, Dinophyceae, Suessiales, Symbiodiniaceae.